CCAGUGAUUGUGAAUGCAGGUGUGGGUCAGCAGGCAGCCAGCCAAUCAGCAAGCGGCUUGAGUCCCAGGGAGGAAGGUGCAUGGUCCAUGUGGAGGGGAGGAAAGAAGGGAGCAGGGCAGCUGGAGGAGGCUGGAAGAGGCAAUGGGAAACACAGAGGAGAAGUAGGGAAGGUGUCAAGUGAAACAGACCCGAAGAAGAGCAAGGCCAGUACCUGAGCUGUAACCUGGAACUAAGAAGAGGAAAGAGAAGUAGAAGCCAUGGCUCCCAAGCCAAAAGGCAAAGAUGCCAAAGCGCCAGAUGCAAAGGGAGGGAAACCGGAUGCCAAAGAUGCAGGCAAAGAUGCAGGCAAAGAUGAUGGCAAAGGAAAACCUGGAGAGCCAGAAGAAGAAGAAUAUGUAGAUUUUUCACAGUUUAAUCCUUUCACACGUAUUCCUGCAAAGAAAAUUUGGAUUGGUUGUGGGAUCUUUGCAGUCAUCUGGCUUAUCAUCAUGUCCUUAGCAAUCUAUGCCUAUUAUACCAUAAAGGGAAUGGGCAAGCUCCCCAUUGAAGAGCCGUUCAAAAUGUUGAGGCGUACGAUGGCAGUCGGUUUUCGAAAUCCCAAUGUCGCCUAUGAUCACUAUGACAAAGUGGCAGCACAAGUGAAGGACAUCCCAGAUUACGUAAAAACCUCUGAAAAGGAUUACGAGGAUAUGAAAAAAAAAUAUCAAGCCUACUACAAGAAAAAUGCAAGGUCUAUCGAUGGCUGGGAUGUUCAUGAGAGCAAUCUCUACUAUAUUUCCAAAGACCAAAAGUCCUGGUAUGACGCCGAGAACUUCUGCCUGUCCAGAGAUUCCCACUUGGCCUCCAUCCUGACCAGCGAUGAGCAGAACUACAUUGUCUCUCAGUUCAGUGAACCUUUCUGGAUUGGCCUCACAGAUGAAAACAUCGAAGGCGAGUGGGAAUGGUCAGAUGGCUCCAGAGUGAUAAUGGAGGACUGGUCUGUUAGCAAGCAGAACUUCUCAAAGGGUGAUGACUCAAUGGAGAAAGACUGUGUUUUCAUAGAGACUUCAUUUGGUCAACUCGAGUAUUCCUGGAAAGAUGCUGACUGCCAUGAACUGAAAAGAUGGGCUUGCAAGGAGACCAUAACAAUGGACAACCAUAAAUUCGAACAAAUCUACUUUAUGAAGUGAUGCUAGGAACCAAGGCAGAAUGCUCAUUUCAAGUCAUCAAAUAAACCUAGUCUAUGCAAGCAACAGAGAUGAAACAUUGU
Sceloporus undulatus (fence lizard) is the source of this 1250-nucleotide messenger RNA. Its product is annotated as CD209 antigen-like protein C. The transcript is spliced from 7 exons. NCBI's taxonomy places the organism in Eukaryota, Metazoa, Chordata, Lepidosauria, Squamata, Phrynosomatidae. Gene Ontology annotation, cellular component: external side of plasma membrane. Gene Ontology annotation, molecular function: signaling receptor activity; carbohydrate binding. The coding region runs from base 259 to 1170 and encodes 303 amino acids. The record is from RefSeq and is a predicted model, not a curated record. Gene Ontology annotation, biological process: biological process involved in interspecies interaction between organisms.